AUGGCCAUUUCAGCAAGGACGUUCUUGGCCAUGAGAGUCGUGUCUCUUGCAGUCACCUCCCCUUGUUUCGCCUACCUGAAAACAUCGUCGGUGCAGGCAGAAGGCAAGCGAACGUACGUCUAUAUGCAGCAAACAGGACGAGCAAACUGUGGACCCCUGCUGACAGUGUGGGUCCCUGCUGACAGUGUGGGCCCCAUGCAAUAUGACAGUAUUAACGGAGACGCCUUUCAAUGGCGUGAGGGACAUUACAACAAGACGGUGGAUAUUUACGAAGACGUCUCCUCGCCAGAACUCACGCGCCAGAACCGCUAUGGUCCACUCUCCUGCUGGUACCAGGUGACCAAACCAGCGCUCAAAGACGACUGGGUCAUUGUUGUCAGAUUCAAGAUUCAAGGUGGAAGAGUCCAGAACGCCACGGACUGUGAGAACGGUUAUAUCAAGAUCAUGGAUGGUAACGCCCAAACGGAAGUAUCCAACAGGAAGAACUUGGGAAUGUUUUGUGGAGAGAUUGAACAGACAAGAACCUUCAUUUCGGAGACUUCCUUCGUCAAAAUUAUCUUCAAUGUCAACAACUUCACCGAGGAGACUUACUUCAGCUUUGACUCUCGCGUGGAGCAACAGAAGGAGGUGUUUGGACGGUUUGGGCCCAAUCCAGUGCUUUAUCCGUACCGCCGGGGGGAGGUCGUCCCUGGCACCUACUGUGAGAGGGUCUUCACGGAUUGCAAGCUGCAGUCGUGCUUUGUGCAGUCUCCUGGGUACCCGAGUGUUUACCCACGCAAUCUACACUGCAAAUACUACCUCAACACCCGCAUGCCCUUCAUUAAGCUCUAUAUUGAGAAUGAGGAGUUCAACGUCGAUGGCCAGCGCUGUGAGAACCCUAUGAUGUGUCCAAUGCGUCCCCUCAGCACCAACUGUCCCUUCGACUUCAUCCGGGUUUACGACGGCAAGAAUGAAGAAGCAGCUCUUAUUGGAACGUUCUGUGGAAUGGGUCGUUUUCCUCACUCCAUCAUCGGCUCGGGUCAGGACGUGAUGGUGGAGUUUGUGUCUUCCCCCGCUGGUCCAUUCCUUAAUACAGGAUUCCACUUUAAUGUCGGUAACUGGCCCGGUCACGUGGAGUCCAGCGGCUCACGGAAUGGAACAUGUGACUGGGUGUUCUCCAGCGACACGGUUGAACGCGGUCAAGAAUCCAUCUUCCUGUCGCUGGCUCACUGGUAUCCUCCAGGAACUUCCUGCUCUUACUUAAUCCGUGGACGUCCUGACGAAGUAGUCAGGAUGUAUUUCCCUUCCUUCCGCGUGCGGCCCAUCGAGGCUCCCAUCCGCCCAUAUGACGGUGACUGUGGAGAGACUCUGAUCAUCUAUGACUCAGACCGUGAGGACGAUGCGAGGAUCAUGAAGAUGUUUUGUGACACAUUUUCUCGGCCAUUAGAGAAACACGACUUUAUAUCAUCGGGAAGCGCCAUGUUUGUCAAAUUUGAGAGUCGUACAGGGAGUUACGAUGGGUCGUCCCUCUACUACUGGGCACAGUACGACUUCUUCAACAACACACACUAUGGGAAGCCCGUGGAGGACACACUAUGUGAUGAACUCUUCGAGUCAUUCGUGCGACCAGAGGGCAAGUUUGGGUCUCCCCUCAACACUUUGCUUUACAAGACUGAUGAAGAUGUAUUAUGUCGCUACCACUUCAAGGCCCCACGUUACCAGUAUCGUCGUAUUCUCCUUACUAUAAACUCCACAAACUUCAAACAUAAUGAUGAUGAAUGUAUGGAAUGUCUAAAUGAUAAAGUAGACAAGCUCAAGAUUAUUGAUCCUUUCCGUAAUGGUACAAACGUCUGCAUCUGCGACAACUGGCUCACAGGACAUCGUCUUCCUCCCCACAUUGUCUCCAACGGACCUUCUCUGACUCUUGAAAUGCAUGUCGACCACCGCCACGCUAUGCAGAACUACUUCAAGUCAGCAACACCAAUAUUUGAGGGCACCUAUAAGUUCAUCCACAGCCCCAUCUGCGGCCCCACGGUCAUUCCCGCCUCUACUGAAGGGAACAUCGUCUACCCUAAAUAUGAGCCAUACGUGUAUGGCGGCUACGGCGAGGACGUCCACUGUAUCUGGGAGCUGAGGGUGAAGCAGGAGCGAGAUGUCUGGCUCUAUGUAGACCAGCUCGACUUUUCCCUCAAUGAUUGCUCACUGGAAGUUAUCGAAGUGUUUCUGCCUGGCCAUGACCGCCCCGAGUUCACCAUCUGUGAGAAGGGAGACACGGCAGACGAGACCAAGACCAGCAUCCUGAAGGCCCGAGACCUAACAGAAGGCGCUAUCAUCAUUCACUUUAAGUCGUCAGCACCUGGACACUCAAACUUUAAGUUAACUUGGACGGAGUUAUUUGAGUUGCCCAGGAACAGUGACGGCACUGUCAUGACCUCCAAACUGAUGGCACCGGGGGAGUGUGAGUUCGUGUGUCCUGGUCAGGCGGCUUGUAUCCAUGAUGACUUGGUGUGUAAUGGCGUCCGCAACUGUCCAGGCAACAGCUCUGGCGCAGCCCAGCACGACGAGGCGCCUGAGAUCUGCUUCUCUCGAACAGGCUCUAAGUUCAACUACGUGGCUCUAGGGCUGGGUGCUGCCGGCGGCACUGUGGUGGCCGUGGCGGUCAUCAUCCUCGUGUGCCGCAACUGUCGCAAACGACCCGACGACAACACCUACUAAAUAAACUAUGCAAACUAUAGGAGCCACAACACACACAAGAGGCAGCUCGACCAAGUGUCUACAAAAGCCGAGUGUCGAAGAACAACAGUUGUUGUGCACCAGAGACCAUGACGUACUGUACACAGGAGAGAAACACAAGUUUAUAACAAGAACCCAAUAUAUGUUGUGUGGAGCACCGAGGGUAUGGUCAGAGCUAGUGACGUGUGGAGCACCGAGGGUAUGGUCAGAGCUAGUGACGUGUGGAGCACCGAGGGUAUGGUCAGAGCUAGUGACUGUCUAGUAGUUUUGACCAAUCGUUUCUUCCAUACCAAACAACACAGUGUGGGGCCUGGCAGUCUCCCCUGUUGGCUGGUUGAACUCAACAGUUCUUAUGUACAGUUAUUAACACUGAUCUUCUUUACGAAGACUUUCAUGCCCAGGUGUAAGUGUGCAUAACAUUAUAUAUAUAUAAAUAUAUAUUAUGACUGAUGUACGUGUCAAAGACUCCGUGUAACCUGUAUAUACAAUUUAUAUAUAUUGGUUUAGUGUCCACUAGUACGAGGGGUUCACAUGAAUACCUAUGUUUUUCUCAUAUUCGUGGGUCCUCAUUUUAAAUGAACAAAAUCAAAUUUGGAUUAAGUACAAACAUGCCUGUUAAGUGAACAACCAGUCACAAGUUGCAUGAACAACAAUACUACAACACAAUAACAUUGAUCAACUUCUACAGCAGUGCAUUGAACUCAAGAUAUUGUUUAUGGAACAAUUUUCCAUGAUAUUUGUCUUCAUUUCAAGCAUAGCAAUAUGUUAGCAGGAUUUAAGUUUAAAUAAACUUAUCAAUAAGUUGCUACAGUAUGUAACGAGAUUUACAUUUUAAGGGACAAUAUUUAUUUUCAUAUUAUAGGUUGUCGACUCCUUACAGUAGGCAGGCGUUGUGUGCUUUCUUUAUAGGUGGUGGGGAGUGUUACCCCAGUCGGUGCACGACACACCCCGGAUGUGGAUCAGUAACCGUGGCUACUUCAGUCCGUGCCAAGUGAACGUAUUGUUGCGACGUCAGAGUUCCAGGUCUAUUAGUUUAUCAUUAUCUCUUAGCUGCUACAGCUGUUGUACUGCAGGUGAGGGUGUCGACAAGCCGCCACCACCGGCCAUCACACUCUAGUGGUGAUCCCUAGAACUACAGUACAGUGGUCGGGCCUCAGAACCACUAUCAAGAAUAUUUUAAUACAAAGUCGUUCUUUUCGUUCUUAGUCAUGUUAUCAGUCCUCACUUGUACCUGACGGAAUAGUGAACUUAACUUGGCACGUCUGAGAUGACCACAGCUUUAUCAGGAUUCAGGCAGCUAUUAUGGUCAGACGGCCUUAGUCCAUACACCACAUUUAGUUGGACUUUGAGAGAUGACCAUCACAUAAUAGCAAACUCAUUACCACACGUAUAAUGAACAAAACAACUAUAUUAUUAGCCUCUAAAACAUUACUGAAUAUUUAAAUGAGAACGCCAUACUGUACUGUAUAUCAAAUAAUUGUUCUUGUAAAAAUGAUAAACAUCAAUUAGUCCUCAGCAGUUUUAAGACGUGAUCAAAUAUCAUUCACAAGAAAGAGUAAAUCAUGCACUGCCAAGAAAGGUUGAACUAGGAAGUCUUGUGAGCACGAUGACCUCAGAUAUGCAGGACCGUCGACCAUGUUAACAGUACAGAGGCACUAACUGUUGUAUUGCUGUUUACUGUCUUUUGUAAAUACGGAAAACAUUUAUAUAAGUUUGGUGAUUGUUUGUUGUGAUUUGCUAUAUAUAUAUAUCUGUAUCUAAUUCUUAUAGAAGAUUCCCAUACAAAAAAUAGCCAUUUUUAGCUACUGAACUGUGUAACUUUUUAGUGUUGCGCUCAAAGUUUAUUUCGUGUUUUUAGUAGUCAAUGUAGAAAUACCCUGAAUAUUGUCUUUUAUACUGCUUUGUAGUCUCUUCAACAAUAAGAGAUUGAGUUACACACUAUAGGAGGUCGAGGGUGUUGGCUUGACUAUGACCUGAGGUGAUGACACUCCUCAGCCCAACCCAACCCUCCCCACUCACUCCUCUCCCCACACAAACAACUCCCAGUAAAUCCUUUUCCUAACAUGGCAGGAUAGUUUUAUAAAUACAUUCAUCAUAAUAUCAAUCUUUAUCUCAGAAUAUAUUAGUUCUCCUGUAUGGUUUUUGUACACUGGCAGUUAUACUUUUAAGUUAAUAUAAGGAAGCAUUACGCGGUGUUGCCACGUCACUCACUCACCCGCCUUCACACCUCCGAUUACAGAUGUAGGUAACAAGAUACUGUACCUACUAUCUUUACAUUCCAACUGACAUGUACAGCUAUCAAUGCUUCCAAGGUACACAAUAUAAUGUACCCAAGUACUAUAAGUCAUGUUAAGAAGUGAUAUUAAACAAUGCUUCCAAGGUACACACAGUGACCUCCGCUACAUCACGCGAGAAAACUAAUGAACAGUUUCCACAAAUGAUCCUAAAUAACUCCUUACUCUGUUCCCGGUGACACAUUGCAAAGAUUAAGAACUGGAGAAGAACAUUUAUCAUCUCUGUGGACAACCUAACCUAACCUAAUCUUGACCAAUCCAAUCUUGUCUUGAUAAACUUAACCUACCUAACCUAAUUUAACUUAACGUAUACCUUUGUCUUCUAUCCUAGAGUCAUAAGGUGUCCACACAAUGUUCUUGACCAAUAUGUGAUCAUUAUUACUUGUACAAAUGAGUAAGUUACAUUAUCACGACUAAAUAUAUUACCAUAGAAGAUGUCUUGGAGUUAAUUAUUUUAUUUUGCUGGAAUUGCGUUAUUGUUAACUAGAUUUUACUGAUAUUGUAAGUUCUGCAUUCUAACUCAAAUACAGAUGACUGGAUGUAGCUGAUCUGUUAAUGGCAAUAUAUAAUUUUUUUUUUCUUUUUUACUGAGAAAUUUGUAAUUGUGAAAAAAUACCUUAGAUUUAAAGCCCUUUUGAAUGUGAGACAAUUUAUACGUAUUUGCAAUAAGCAUUUUGUAUUAAAGGGAAGAUGAAGGAAAGUGAGAAAUGUGUAGUAUACGGGACCGACUCUGAAUGCACUCAUAUCAAGUUUCCUAAGAUGGACGCGGCGUUUUUGACAUUAGCGCUAUUAUAUGUCACUCAAACUUUUUAUGAGACAUUCUCUUUCUAAUGACUUUAAUAAAAUCUGAAUAUAGAGAGCUGAGGAUAACCAAAAAUGCUAUCCCUGACAGUGCUUUUUAUGUCUUAAUGUAUACAUAACGACAGGGUGUCUCAGAAAAAUAUAUAUACACUAUCUUACAGAUUCUCGUGGUUAUCGUAUGCGCGUAUUAUAACAACAGUAUAUUCUUAACUUGGUGAUGUGUCAGGUCUCCCACAAGUUAGGAAAAUAUUGCUGUUGUAAUGGAAACAUUCACAAGAUCUUCACGAAGAACUUUAUGGCAGUAUUUAUAUUUUGUAGACAACCUGUAUAUUAGAAUUUCUCGACUAUGUGUAUGUGUGUGUAACUCCCUCAAAGAAAGAUGAUAUUAUUCUAUUACCUAAAUAUUUCUUUCAAUUUCAAUAUUAAGGAAGUAUUAAAUUAUGUUUCAUAUCCCACAAGAUGUCUUAAAUACCCAGUGUUAUCUCUCCCGUAGGUUGACAAAACACCACUAUAUCAAGGUCACGAUCUAUCGACACUGCUAACCAAACUGUCAUGAAACUACAACUGGACCUUAAACUAUAUUAAAUCUUCAUAACCUACUGAUUCCCACGAACUAAAAUAAAACUAAUUACUUAUUCUGAUGUUGUAAGUAAUAAAACCUGUGUGUGUGUGUGUGCGUGUGUGUGUGUGAACCGGGUGUAAGAAAGUGUGAUUGUCGUGGUAACUAGGGCAACAUGAUCUAAAGAGUGGUUGUCGUGGUAACUAGGGCAACAUGAUCUAAAGAGUGUUCAUAUGGCGGCUGCUGGGGUGAAGUGCAGCUGUGUGUGGCGGACGGUGACGGUGGGUGAGUGGGUGGGUGUAAAGCUAUACCUGUACACUGUGUCAAACUGUAAUAUGAUAAAAAUUAGACAACAUUAUAUUUUAGUUUCGUAAAAA
Molecule: messenger RNA, 6743 nt
Organism: Homarus americanus (American lobster)
Lineage: Eukaryota; Metazoa; Arthropoda; Malacostraca; Decapoda; Nephropidae
Product: cubilin-like
Cellular component (GO): plasma membrane
Source: RefSeq, a predicted model, not a curated record